Nelumbo nucifera (sacred lotus) is the source of this 2428-nucleotide messenger RNA. RefSeq names its product galactan beta-1,4-galactosyltransferase GALS3. Gene Ontology annotation, molecular function: glycosyltransferase activity. Gene Ontology annotation, cellular component: cytoplasm. The record is from RefSeq and is a predicted model, not a curated record. Lineage: Eukaryota; Viridiplantae; Streptophyta; Magnoliopsida; Proteales; Nelumbonaceae.
GCUUUUACUUUACUUUUUGCAUGGACUCCUAACGCCAAUGAUGGAAAGCCAAAGUCCACUCCGGAUCCCCAGUGGCCAGUGGCAGUGCGUUCGCGUUUGGACUCGAACGGAUUGUUCCUCCGAGUCCCCUCGUUUGUCGACGCGUUGUUAAAUCCCUGCGAUUAUACACGUGUCACAAAAUCUAGGAACUUGAAAGGAGUUUUCCUUCGAGUCCAAAUGCACUGGAUCCGGGCUGUCCAAGGUCCCCCUCAUUACCCAGCCCAACCUUUUCAUUUCCAGAAGGGCAAAGCAAAAUUUGGAGAGUAGCCAUCGGGUCUGGCGAUUCUGGAGCCUGCACCACUUUCCACGUGGCCCUCUCUCAUACGCAGAUACACUAUUGUCUAUUGCUUCCUCUCUCCCUCUCUCUCUAGUCUCUAGUCUCUAGUCUCUACUUCUCCUUACUUUCCCAUUAACAAAUUUUCAGCAUUACUGCUUUUACUCUUUAACCCAUGAUUUCUCACUAUAUUUAAUUCUCAUUACCUUUGUCUUUUGAGUCACCCCCUCUCUCUCUCUCUCUCUCUCUCUCUUUAUCUUUCUCUCUGCUUUUCCAGUUGUUGAAGCUUGAAAGGAGAAAGCAAACGGAAGAAAGAAAGACAAAGCAACACAGAAAGAAAGCAAGGGAGAAAGAGAGCAUUUGUUCUUCUUCCCCUUCUUGUUCUUCCACAACCGGCGUAGUAAUCUUUAGAUGGCUAAAGAGAAAGAGAGAGAGAAGGAGAGGAACAUGUUCGUAGGGGUCGUUUGGAGCUGUGCUGCUGAGCUUAAAAUUCUUCUAACGGCUCUUCUCUUUCUCUGUUCUUUAGCCACUGUUCUUCAAUUCCUUCCUUCCCGCCUCUCCAUCUCUCCUUCCGAUUUCCGUCUCUGCCUUUCCAAGCUCUCCUCUGAGGCCCCACCACCCCCUUCUCUUCCCCCUCCGCCUGUUCCAUCACCGCCGUCCCUUGAACAGGAUCAGAUCCUCGAUGGGGGCAUCGUCAAGCGAGCUUUCAACCCAUACGGCGCUGCUGCUUACGCCUUCAUCCAGAUGGGUACUUACAGGGGUGGCCUCGACACUUUCGCUGUUGUCGGUCUUGCCUCCAAGCCUCUCCAUGUCUACGGUAAGCCCCAGUAUCAAUGCGAGUGGGUCCCAGAUUCCGGUAACCAAUCAUUGUUCACCGACGGUUACAAGAUUUAUCCCGAUUGGGGAUACGGACGAGUAUACACCGUCGUUGUUGUCAAUUGCACGUUCCCGGAGCCGGUCGGUGCCGACGGCUCAGGUGGUAAGCUAAUCCUCCAUUCCUGGACCAACGGCGGCUUCGAUCGAGAUGUUAAUGCAACGGAAAAGAUCGAGGCUUUGAGAGAAGCUCCGGGGAGCUUGAACGUUUCGGUCUUUAAAUCGCCGCCUCAGUUCGAUUACUUGUACUGUGGCUCAUCGUUAUACGGCAAUCUCAGUCCGCAGAGGGUGAGAGAGUGGAUUGCCUACCAUGUGAGGCUGUUCGGACCAAAAUCCCAUUUCGUGAUACACGACGCCGGUGGGAUCCAUCCGGGUGUUCUGGAGGUUCUGAAGCCAUGGAUGGAGAAAGGGUAUGUGACAUUGCAGGACAUCAGAGAGCAGGAACGGUUUGAUGGCUACUAUCACAACCAGUUUCUCGUGGUGAAUGACUGCUUACAUCGGUAUCGCUUCAUGGCCAAGUGGAUGUUCUUCUUCGAUGUGGAUGAAUACGUUUAUGUCCCGCCAAAAAGCACCAUUAAAUCGGUUCUGGAUUCUCUAUCGGAUUAUACCCAGUUCACCAUUGAACAGAUGCCCAUGUCCAAUAAGCUCUGCCUAGCAGAGGACGCCGGAAAAACUUACAGAAAAUGGGGGUUUGAAAAGCUAGUAUUCAAGGAUGUAAAGAAAGGAAUAAGGAGGGAUCGCAAGUACGCGGUCCAGCCGCGUAAUGUGUUUGCGACCGGAGUUCAUAUGUCGCAGAACGUCGCCGGCAAGACCACACACAAGACGGAAGGCCGGAUUAAGUACUUCCAUUAUCACGGAACCAUCGCCGAUCGGCGGGAGCCAUGCCGGCAGCUUGUGAAUGUAACCCACCUGACGGUGGAAGGCAUACCAUACGAGCUAGACAGUACCUUACGGGACGCGGCUCAAUCUGUAAAGAGGUUCGAACUCAAGACUAUAGGGAGCAGGUUACAAAGAACGCGGCAAUGACGGAUUUGACGGCUUUGUUUUGUUUGCUUGAAAUUCUUUCUUUUAUCUCUUUUUUUAUCUCCUCCUUCGGCUUCAUGGUUUCUGUAGAACAGAAAUUCAAUUCAGUUCUUUUUUUUUUUUGUAAGAUAUAUUUAUACACAGAUAACAGAUGGAUGGUUAUUGUGUAGAAUAGGUCGAUUCUUUUUUACAGGUUUAAUCUAUUCUUCCUUGAUUUAA